AUGGGCAAGAAGAAGAGACACCAGCAGCAGCAGCAGAAGAAGAAGAAGAAGCAGCAGCAGGAGCAACAGCAGCAGAAGCAUAUGAUGAUCACAAUAAUGACGAUGAUGAUCGUGCGGAUUCAACGCGCACCGCACACGCCUGGCAACAACAACAAGAACAAAUAAAAUAAAAGUAAAAAAAAUCAACAACAACAAAAACAACUACAAAUAAACAGCAAUUGAAGACGCGACCAAAGCGGCGGAGGAAGCACCAGAAGAAUCAGAAACAGUAGAGGAAGAACCCGCCAAAGAAGAGGAAGAGAUGUUGAAGAGGAAGAACACGAUGAAGAAGAAGCAGAGCCUGAAGAGUGCUCUUGCAGUACCAAAACCCAACGCCCAAAAACCCCACACACUCACGGAUACAAAGAUACAGAGCCUCAAAGAUAAACAGGAACCACAGCCUGUUGUUGU
This is a messenger RNA of Drosophila ananassae, 450 nucleotides long. Its product is annotated as transcription activator MSS11-like. Lineage: Eukaryota; Metazoa; Arthropoda; Insecta; Diptera; Drosophilidae. Bases 1 to 165 code for a protein of 54 amino acids. The transcript is spliced from 2 exons. The record is from RefSeq and is a predicted model, not a curated record.